Molecule: messenger RNA, 726 nt
Organism: Alternaria incomplexa
Lineage: Eukaryota; Fungi; Ascomycota; Dothideomycetes; Pleosporales; Pleosporaceae
Exons: 1
Coding region: 1-726 (241 amino acids)
Cellular component (GO): mitochondrion
Source: RefSeq, a predicted model, not a curated record
AUGAUCCUCAGGCGCCCGCUUCUCAAUGCGACAUCCGCAGUAUCAAUACCGAAGACAUGCGUACGAAACCUCCAGCACUCGAUCCCCAUGCGCCCGGUUCCUAAGCCCAUACCAUUCAUUCCCGAUCACACCGCCUUCCUCAGCGCAAUUGGCCGCGGCCUCUCCGCACACGCAACCAAGAUACCCUCCUGGGAAGCCCUCUUCACACUCACAUCGCCGCAACUGAAGGAACUCGGCGUUGAGCCAGCACGCUCGAGACGCUAUCUAUUACAAUGGCGGGAGAAGUAUAGAAACGGCGAGUAUGGUAUUGGAGGAGAUUGCAAGCACGUUCAAGACGGCGUGGCGGAAUUGAAGGUCGUCGAAGCACCAGUACCGCCAAAUCCCGAACUCGGCAACACCAUAAGUCCCCGAUCCGCAGCUGCCACGGCAACACAUGAUCCGGGUACGAGGAAGCUCGUUGUUAAUGUGCCGGUCGGUGCCGAGGCACCAGUCGAGCCCGUCGAGACAUUACCCAAGGUGCAAGGCGUUAUCGUAAAGGGUGCGAAGACGAUCAAGGGCAGCUUUGUGGAACCAGUCAAGGGAAGCGGAGGUCUACGAGCACGUAUACGGCUGCAAGAGGGUAUCUGGGAAGUAAGGAGAGGGCACAAGGUCGAUGGUGGCGAGAGGAGAAAGGCAGAGGUGCGGGCGAAGCGCAGGGCGGCCGAGAACAAGGAGAAGGCGAGGUAG